AAGACUACAGCAUUGCUUAUGUCUAUCCCUGGUCUGUUCAUAAUUUUGGACAACGUGGUUAUUUCACAACACAAGUUGAAAGCUACAAAUAUCUUCCUUUUAUCACCCUCUCUACUAUAUUAGAUAUUCACUCUCUUAAAUCAGUAACUAUCCCUAAUAUAGUUAAAGAUGAUUAG
Ambispora leptoticha is the source of this 176-nucleotide messenger RNA. The record is from the annotation of a GenBank genome assembly. Lineage: Eukaryota; Fungi; Glomeromycota; Glomeromycetes; Archaeosporales; Ambisporaceae.